This is a messenger RNA of Pelecanus crispus (Dalmatian pelican), 966 nucleotides long. The record is from RefSeq and is a predicted model, not a curated record. Lineage: Eukaryota; Metazoa; Chordata; Aves; Pelecaniformes; Pelecanidae.
AUGGGCCCCGACUUCCUCGACUCUCUCAUCAGGAGCAACUAUAAGCGGUCGAGGGGUAGCACGGGACCCCUCGGGCCAGGACAGAGGACCUCAGAGCGGACGGAGCGGUCACAGACCAGCAGAGCUGUGCCCAACAUGAUCAGCCAGCCCGAGAAGGCACAGCCGCGGCACAGGCACGAGAGCUACGAUGAGAAGUGCGAGCGGCGCCACGAGAUGCGGGAGAACCGGCGGCAGCGAAACAACGUGACGACCUGCCGCCACCUCGGGAGGGGAGCAGAGGAGCCAUCGCAGAGCCCCCGGCAAAGGGAGUUCCUGAGGAGGAGAAACCUGGCAAGCGAUGCUGGAAGGAUGCCGCCAGGACAGGAGCCCAAAGCACGCGUCCCCCCGGACUCCUCGCGGGUGGAGCCGAGCCCACCCGUCCUGCUCCAGCACCCAUGGAGCUGCCCCACGUUGCCCCUUGCACGCUCCGGGCUCAGCCUCAGCAUCCCCCUCGGCAUUUCGGCAGAAGCCGUCUCCAGGCGAGGUGCCUCUGUGAACACCCAAGGAACCCAGACCCUUGUAAAUCCAAGCGCAGGAGUGAAAGACUCGAGCCAGCAGACAGAUUGCGGAAUAGCCAUUUUAAAUAAGGAAAUGGUGCAGCUGUCCAACUACCUGAAGGAGGCCCUGCACCGCGAGCUGCUGCUCAAGCAGAAGAUGGUGAUUUUGCAGGAGCUUUUCUCCACGCUGCUGCAAGCGUCAGAAAAAUCCUGGCAGGGUCAGCUGAAUGAAGAUAAACUGAAGUGUAAACUAAGGGCACUUGAAAAUCAGCUGCAGGCCUGCACCCAGAGUUACUCAAAGGAGUGUGUGAAGAAGAUCCUGAUCGAGAUGGAGGACCAGAAGCAGACCUAUGAGCAGAAGGCAAAAGAGGCUCUUCAGAAGAUGCUGGAGGACAAACUCCAAACAGAGCAGCAGCUGCAAAACUCUCAA